Messenger RNA from Lotus japonicus, 1767 nucleotides. RefSeq names its product protein HOMOLOG OF MAMMALIAN LYST-INTERACTING PROTEIN 5-like. Gene Ontology annotation, biological process: late endosome to vacuole transport via multivesicular body sorting pathway. Gene Ontology annotation, cellular component: multivesicular body. The record is from RefSeq and is a predicted model, not a curated record. The coding region runs from base 93 to 1526 and encodes 477 amino acids. The transcript is spliced from 6 exons. NCBI's taxonomy places the organism in Eukaryota, Viridiplantae, Streptophyta, Magnoliopsida, Fabales, Fabaceae.
GAACAAGCUUUCUCUUCCUCAAAAGGUCAAAACCCAGUAAACGACGUCGUAUCUGUACAUCACCUUCUCUGUGAAUUGUGAUUCCGAUCAUCAUGGCGGCGAACGAGAACGAACCGGCAAAGCUGCUGCUACCAUACCUUCAACGCGCCGAUGAGUUGCAGAAGCACGAACCUCUCGUCGCUUAUUACUGUCGAUUAUAUGCGAUGGAACGCGGGUUGAAGAUUCCACAGAGUGAUCGCACCAAGACCACUAAUGCUCUUCUUGUUUCGCUCAUGAAACAGCUCGAAAAGGAUAAAAAGUCAAUCCAGUUGGGGCCUGAAGACAAUUUAUAUCUUGAGGGAUUUGCUUUGAAUGUGUUUGGAAAAGCAGACAAGCAAGAUCGUGCUGGGAGAGCAGAUUUAAGUACAGCCAAAACAUUUUAUGCUGCUAGCAUAUUUUUUGAGAUUCUUAAUCAAUUUGGAGCAGUUCAGCCUGAUCUGGAGCAGAAACAGAAAUAUGCAGUGUGGAAAGCAGCUGAUAUAAGAAAAGCUUUGAAAGAAGGAAGGAAGCCCGUGGCUGGCCCACCCGAUGGUGAUGAGGACCUAUCAGUUCCAUCGAGCACUCCUAGUAAUAGAUAUGAUCUUGGGACUACUGAAACUACUGUUACGAGUCCUGGACCCGAGUCUGAUUCAACACAUAGUUAUCACAACCCUGUCAACCACGAGAAUCUGCCAAGCAUACAUCCUUCACCCAAAUUUCACGAUACUGUUAAUGAUCAGCAUUCCGCAAACAUUCCACCUUCUAUGCAGUUUCAUGAUAUAUUGGAUAGUAACAAGCAUUCUCCUACUGUUUCUCCAUCAUCUCACUCAUACACACCUGGAGAUUAUCCUUCCCAUGAUUACCAUCCUCCUCCACCUUCCCAUGAAUACCAUCCUCCUCCACCUUCCCAAGAUUAUCCUCCAUCUUCCCAAGACUACCAUGCUCGUCCACCUUCCCAAGAUUAUCCUCCAUCUUCCCAAGAUUACCAUGCUCGUCCUCCUUCCCAAGAUUAUCCUCCUCCACCUUCCCAAGAUUACCAGCAUCCUCCACCUGAGCUGUACAACCAUCCGCAAUAUUCACCAGAGCACUCACAACAUAUAGGUCCUAGCUACCCUUCUCAUGAAACUCCUUCGCCUUAUUCAUAUCCCAAUUUUCAAUCUUAUCCGAGUUUUUCAGAAAGCAGUCUACCAUCAGCCCCAUCAAACUAUACUCAUUAUCAAGGGUCAGAUGCUUCAAAUUCUUUCCAGUCAACUCCCCAAACUACAAAUCCUCCAUCAAGUGCUCAACACAGUUCCGGCACCAGAAAUGGAAAUGUCUCGGAGCCUAAGUCAACUGCUCAGACAUACCAGUACGACAGUAGCUAUCAGCCGGCACCUGAAAGAAUUGCAGAGGCACACAAGGCUGCAAGAUUUGCUGUUGGGGCACUAGCGUUUGACGAUGUCUCGAUUGCAGUAGACUACCUGAGGAAAUCACUCGAGUUGCUGACAAACCCAUCCGCUGGACAGUAAAAUUUAAUGUAAAAACCUUGGGUGAUUUCCAUGGUUUUUGACUGUUUUAACUAUUUUUUGCAUGUCUUGUUUUGUAAAAUAUUAUAUUGAUCAUGCAUGCGUGGAGAGAUUCAUGACUUGAAUGGAAAUCACAAAAUAUGUUUGGAGUGUGCUCUUUCUCAUUCCUUAACUGAGAGUUGUCUGUUUGUCAAGUGACUUUGAUAUAAAUAAGAUGUCUGCUUGGAAGUGUUUUUCUUGUUAA